AUGCCAUCUACAACACCAUAUCUCGGUCCAAACAAGAAGACAAGAAGACAUUCAGUCGGCUGUUUUCCCUUUACUCGGACUAUCCGGUGGUCUCGAACCCGCUCUCAGAUCCUCCAACGUCGAUACACGUAUUACCCUCGGCGCUCCUAUCGUGCAUCAGAAUGUCUUCAUCGAACCUCGGCCAAAGGAUGGGAUAUUCUGCACGAGUUACCCCAGACAACCGACCAUAAGAGCCGUCAUACUAGAAAUCUCUCUAUGGAAACAUACUUUUCCUGCCAAACCCAAUGGGAUACUCAGCCGAGGACGUGGAAAAAAUGCAAAGAACGACGCCAUUCAAUACAGAGUGAAUUGACCCUGUGCAGUCAGCCCUUGACACCCGCACCUCGCUAUACACCUACACGCAGACCUGCCACGUUUAGCUUCUUUCGUCUUCCUGAGAGAUCUCCUGAUCCUGGCAGUAUAGACUCAGCUCUAAUAGCAUUUGAAACAUCGAAUGCCUUAUUAAUUCCCACAGAAUCUGCUCGUCCAGCGGCAUCUACUCGUCUGUCAUUCUUCAGAAACACCAUUGCUACAAUCUCUUCCCUCACAUCUGCGUCGACACGUACCAAUCUCGAAAAUUCAAAUCCAAGACAGAGCCGCCUACCGACUUUACCAGAUUAUUGUCAUCCUUACGACAUCGAACAGUUGUCCCAGCAGCCUUCAUCAUGGGUUUCAAUGUCUCCUACGUAUUUUAGUGGACCUAUCCCAGUGUUUCACGUACAGUCUCUCAUGUUCCUUUUUGGGUUUCUCUUCUUUCCUUGCUGGUGGAUAGGUGGCUUCCUAGUAGGAAGCAAAACUGAAGAAAUCAAACGACUUGUGAAUGUUACGAACACUAAUACCAACACCAACACUAACGCCACAACUUCACCCACAACUUCUCCUAUAUACCCCCUACCUACAUUACUGGUUGUCCAUCCAUCAAUGCUGGCCAAUGGUCGAACGGCUUCUCGUCUGCUGUGGUUGGAUGAGCCGGGUACACCAGAUCGCCCGGUAGUCGCAAGAACGGUGUCUUCUACCACACUUGUUCCAUCAAAAUCCCAAUACAGCCGUUCCCAGGAAUUCAUUUGGCGAUCUCAGUACUUGAAAGAAUUAUCCAUGUUUCGAAGGUGGAACCGCAUUAUGAGUUUUAUAUCACUUGCAUUGAUAGGAGUUGUUGUAGCUAUGAUAUUGUGGUACAGCGCAGGAAUUCAGUACAGUUGGUGGCAGCCCAUUUAG
This is a messenger RNA of Phycomyces blakesleeanus NRRL 1555(-), 1254 nucleotides long. RefSeq lists its product as hypothetical. The transcript has a single exon. The record is from RefSeq and is a predicted model, not a curated record. Lineage: Eukaryota; Fungi; Mucoromycota; Mucoromycetes; Mucorales; Phycomycetaceae. Bases 1 to 1254 code for a protein of 417 amino acids.